This is a messenger RNA of Meriones unguiculatus (Mongolian gerbil), 2238 nucleotides long. Its product is annotated as coiled-coil domain-containing protein 121-like. The coding region runs from base 290 to 1630 and encodes 446 amino acids. The transcript has a single exon. Lineage: Eukaryota; Metazoa; Chordata; Mammalia; Rodentia; Muridae. The record is from RefSeq and is a predicted model, not a curated record.
GCCCGGUCCUCCUUCCCUGAAAUCCACUUACAGGCGGUAAGCAAGUCCAAGGAUUAGAGACUAUCGGAGCAUUCCACAUUCUGAGCCCUCAUUGUUCAGAGAACCCAUUAGGUUCCAAGACUUGGACAAAGGCCUUAGGCCGUGUCAGAGCUGGGGCAAUGCAGGAGAGUGGUGCCUGAGAGACUCAGAGCAUGGCCAGCUGGAACUACUGUAGCCUGGAGAAGGUGCUGAGCACCCCCCAGUGGGAUCUAUAAAGGACAGCGCCCUGUCCCCAGGAGGUGAAGGGAUUAUGGGGUCCCAAGGUCAAGGUUACCACAACUGGGAGACUACUGGCAGGCGUGCCACCAUCUUCGCCCAGAAAGAAGGGGCUAGGGGUUCAGUGCCUGCUGUACUCCCUGAUCAGCAGGGUGAGAAGCACUUGCUGACACCCCUUACAGGGCUGUACAGGCCUCCUCCGGCCAGGAAGAGCGCCAUGUGCGACUUCAGGGUAAGGUGGCCAGAGCUAGCCCCCAAGGACCAGGAGGCGCAGAGGGAGAACCAACCCGGCUUGGUACUCAGUUCUGACUGGAAGCCCUAUGACCAAAGUUGCUCCUGCUCCUGCUCCUUCUCCUCGGGGAUCAGCCUCAGACGUCAGGAGAGUAGCCACAGUGAGCCCCACGAGGCCCCCAAACUGACUGACUAUUUCCCAGAACCCCCUGAAGAAUCUCCACACAUGACCAUUUUCAAUACCUACUUGAAGCCAGAGUCGAUGACAGCGCUGGAGAAGAAGGUGUGGAGGAAGACCCUGGUGGUCAUGAAUCAGCUGGAGCAGGAGAAGGGGGCUAUUAAGUUCCAGAGAGCGGUGCUGCUCAGGGAAGCCAGGGAGCUCCAAGAAGAACACAGAUUGGAGGAGGCAGAAAAAAAGCCCUUCCUGGAAUACCUGAAGAAGAGACACCGGAAAACCCAGAAGACUUAUGACUCCCUCUGGAAAGACUACAUCCGUCAGAGUCAGGAGAUAGAGAAGAAGAGGCGAGAACUGCUCAAAAGCUUCAACUCACGCACGGCCAACCUUGAGAAGCAGCUGAUGGAGGGCAAGAAGCUGGAUGCCAGCUUGAAGAAGAAGCUGAAGGCCCUGAGGCCUGUUGAACAGGUAAAGCAGAGCCAGGACAGAAAUAUCCAGGACUUAGAGGAUGAGGAAUUCAGCAUAGUAGCUGACACUCCUUUCAUGGAUCGAGAGAAACACUUGAAGUUCCUGAAGGAUAGGGCCGCCUUGGAGGAGCAAGUGGAGGAGCUGAACCUGCUGGAGUCGGGUGAGGCCAUUACCAGGGAGCUGAGGAAGAAGGCCAAGGCCUUGGAGACUAUGGCCAAACAGGCUCAGAAGGACUUCUGCCAGGGUAUGCAUGCUGAGAAUAAGCGGCUGUGGGCACAGAUCCAUCAGCUGGAUCAGGAUUUCUCUAAGCUGGAGGCCAGAAGAGAAAAGCUAGAACAGCGAAAGCAACAGUGGAAAGAGCAGCACUGGUACUUGGAGGCCCUGGCCCGAGGGAGGCAGCGCUUGCAGCAGCUGGAGCGCCGCACCCUUAAACCACAGGCUGCUCCUCAGCCAAUACAGAGCCGUCUACUGGGUGCCAGGCUGAAAACCAAUCCAAAGUAAUGGCUGCCCUGUCCAGGAAGCAGACUGGAGCUGAAGUUGGGAGCACUACACAAAGAAUAAAGAUGCUUUCAGACAAUGCAAGGACAGAAGUGCCAAGGGAAUGGAGGGCUGAUCUUCUCAGAGGGGCAGAGGGGGCCUGACCUGGACUGCAUCCCCCCCCCCCACAGCAGCCCGAAGGACUACCCUAACUGCAAGUUUCACAGCUUUCGGGAAGCUUUGCUCUUUAGACUCUAUUCCUUCAUGUUCCCUGUUGCAGUGUAGACUCUGGUGCUCAAUUUCUUCUCUAGUGGACUUCAUGACAACAGGGUGCACUUUGUAACUCCUUCCACACAGUCACCCCAUCUCACAGUAGUAGCUUCUGAGACUUAGGAGGGUGCAUGCUGUUAUUUGGGGAAUUGCCUUCUUUGCAUUUGUGCCUGGCUGAGGCUGCACUGCUUUGCAGAGCUGUGGGUCGUGAUGUGGAGUGAGGCCCCAUGUUUGGGCCAUGUGCUCCUGUGUGACAAAAUACAACCAGCUCUCUGCGUCCUGGGCAUUGCUCCAGGCCCAAAGCCUCAGUAUUACACUGUAGAAUUUUAACCUUUACUUAGCUAUGAGAUGAUCUUAUAUAA